This is a messenger RNA of Haliotis rubra (blacklip abalone), 1182 nucleotides long. Its product is annotated as dehydrogenase/reductase SDR family member 11-like. The transcript has 7 exons. The record is from RefSeq and is a predicted model, not a curated record. The coding region runs from base 40 to 804 and encodes 254 amino acids. Gene Ontology annotation, molecular function: oxidoreductase activity. Lineage: Eukaryota; Metazoa; Mollusca; Gastropoda; Lepetellida; Haliotidae.
UUCCCUCAGGUAUUCAACAGUCAAUAGCGAACGGACGAUAUGCUGCAGUGGUCAGGACGUGUAGCUCUAGUAACAGGGGCUUCGGUCGGUAUCGGGGCGGGGCUGGUCAAGGCACUGGUCAAGCAUGGCAUGAAGGUGGUGGGGUGUGCAAGAAAUAUCGACAAAAUACAGACUCUAACAGCUGAACUGAAGGGUCAACCUGGCAUGGUCAAGGCAGUGCGCUGUGAUGUAUCCAAGGAAGAAGAUGUCUUGGCGAUGUUCCAGACGAUCAAGGCUGACCCUGAUCUUGGCGGAGUGGACGUAUGCAUCAACAACGCUGGUCUGGCCCAUAACGACCCCCUGUUGACAGGCAGCAUCCCCGAGUGGAGGGAAAUGGUGAAUGUGAAUAUCCUUGGCCUAUGCAUGUGCACCAGAGAGGCCUUCAAGUCCAUGCAGGAGAGGAAGGUGGAUGAUGGGCAUAUCAUCCUGCUCAACAGCAUGUCUGGUCAUCGAGUUAUAGGGAACAGUGCUUUUCACUUCUAUUCUGCUACAAAGUUUGCUGUGACAGGAAUAGUUGAAGGACUCCGACAAGAGUUGAGAGAGUUGAAAAGCGGGAUCCGUGUAACGUCAAUAAGUCCAGGUCUGGUGGAGACAGAGUUCAGCUAUCGAAUGAUGAAGGACGAUGGAGAAGCUAAGGCGAUUUACAGCUCAAUUCCGUGUCUGCAGGUGGAUGACAUCACGAACACUGUGAUAUUUUCCUUACAGUCUCCAAAGCACAUGGAGAUAAAUGAUGUCCUUAUGAGACCUACAGCCCAAGCCUGGUGAUUUAGAAGAGAACUCAGUCAGCAAGAUAUUUCAAUGCUGUGGUUUUGGUGUACUACAUGUCAACAUAUAAUCAGAUUAGUGAAAGUAGUAUUACAAUAUCACGCAGACUUGCAAACUACCAAAGAUGUACCUGUUAUCAUGGAAUGGUGCUAAAUCGUGUUAGCCCUGAAACGUUGUUGACAUUGUCUUGGAUGUUUCUGUUGUAUAUAUGCAUGUAGUUUAGUACGCUGACACCAAAUAUUGAGAAAGUUUUAAAGGUUAAAAUAUAAAUUUAAGCAUUUGGAUCACUGCUGACUCAGAAAACAUUUUGUUUUCAGUUGUAACUCUAUCCUGCUUUAAUCCCAAUAAAAUCUGACCUUAGAGCUUGGUUGCCAAUGA